UUGCCCAUGGUGCAUUGCACGGCCCGUUGCCAGGAUACGGUACAUUCUACUCGGUUGUGCUGCUCUCGCUGAAACCGUUUGACGCAGAUGAUCGUGUUUAGACUGAAGUUCUUCUCUGUAACUUCACAGUUAAUCACAUAGAGACAGGACGUUUAUCUCUCUUAGUUUUUAUCCCGGGACACUUCGUGUUUACACAGUCAAACCGUGUCACGGCUCGGUUUGUUACUAGGCGGCUAACGUUAGCUCUGUGGCUUCAGGCCGCGGCGGCGAACAGUCGGUGUUAACGGGCAGAUAAACGGUGAAUCUGACCCAAAGCGGCGGAUACAUGAGCGUAACCCGGUGACCCGUCGGUGUCCUAUGGAGCGGGCUGACCGGGGGAAAGACGCCCGCCUGCUGAAGAACCAGCCGUACGACGAGAGCCUGGAGGUGAUCGACUCCGAGGAGGUAGCGAGCGUCUACAGCCCGACCCCAGGCAGCCAGCGCCAGUCAGAGUCCAGGAGGAGCAGGGGGGGUCGCGGACUGAUGUCGGCCAACAGCAGCAGCGACGAGUUCCACGAGGACCACAAGCCUCAGAGGCCCAGGGAGGUGCUGGGGGGUCAGCCCGGGGUCAGCCCCAACGAGGAGGAGGAGGAGGAGGAGGAGGAAGACGAGGAGGAGGAGGACUCUGAUGAGGAGGACACGGACGAUGACGACGAGCCGGGACAGGCUCCGGAGGGAGCGUACGACCCGGCAGACUACGCCAACCUGCCAGUCAGCACCGAGGUCAAAGAGCUGUUCCAGUACAUCACACGGUACACUCCUCAGUCCAUAGACCUGGAGCACAGUCUGAAGCCCUUCAUCCCAGACUUCAUCCCCGCUGUGGGCGACAUCGACGCCUUCCUGAAGGUGCCAAGGCCCGACGGGAAAGCGGACGGUCUGGGUCUGCUGGUUCUGGACGAGCCCAGCGUCAAACAGUCGGACCCCACGGUGCUGUCGCUGUGGCUGUCAGAGGAGAGCAAGCAGCACGGAGCCACCGAGCUGAAGAAGGUGACGAGUGUAGCGAGUCCUCAGUCGAACCCUCGGGUGGUGGACAGCUGGGUGGAGAGCAUCAGCGCUCUGCACCGCUCCAAGCCUCCGGCCAGCGUUCAGUACGUGCGUUCGAUGCCGGACAUCGACAGCCUGAUGCAGGAGUGGCCGGCCGAGCUGGAGGAGCUGCUGGGCCGCCUGAGGCUGCCUCCCGCCCGCCUGCGCUGCAGCCUGACGCAGUACGCCGACGCCGUCUGCGCCCUGCUCGACAUCCCCGUCUACAGCAGCAGGAUCCAGUCUCUGCACCUGCUCUUCAGCCUCUACCUGGAGUUCAGGGACUCGCAGCACUUCACCCGCCGAGCUCAGACCUGACGGAGGCAGGAACUGAAACAGACACUGAGAAGCAUCAGGUCUGUGGAGAACCAGAGUCCUGAUCAAACUGUCCCUGAUUCAAACUGUGUCUCUCCUCUGUUCUCUGACUCUUUACUCUGUGAUCUUAUCAAAUAAACGUUAAUAAAAGUCCCACAGCUGAA
Lates calcarifer (barramundi perch) is the source of this 1538-nucleotide messenger RNA. It is a transcript of the gene ift46, whose product is annotated as intraflagellar transport 46 homolog (Chlamydomonas). Gene Ontology annotation, cellular component: centrosome; intraciliary transport particle B; motile cilium. The record is from RefSeq and is a predicted model, not a curated record. NCBI's taxonomy places the organism in Eukaryota, Metazoa, Chordata, Actinopteri, Centropomidae. Gene Ontology annotation, biological process: cilium assembly; intraciliary transport.